Messenger RNA from Cladophialophora yegresii CBS 114405, 2643 nucleotides. RefSeq names its product mannosyl-oligosaccharide alpha-1,2-mannosidase. Gene Ontology annotation, biological process: N-glycan processing; carbohydrate metabolic process. NCBI's taxonomy places the organism in Eukaryota, Fungi, Ascomycota, Eurotiomycetes, Chaetothyriales, Herpotrichiellaceae. The transcript has a single exon. Gene Ontology annotation, molecular function: calcium ion binding; mannosyl-oligosaccharide 1,2-alpha-mannosidase activity. The record is from RefSeq and is a predicted model, not a curated record. Bases 1 to 2643 code for a protein of 880 amino acids. Gene Ontology annotation, cellular component: Golgi membrane; endoplasmic reticulum.
AUGAUGCGCCUCCGCCGCUACCGGUUGUUUCUGGUGGUGGCGCUUUUCGCGGUCGUCCUGGUGUACCACCUGAGUAGCACAGAUGCCUGGGACAGCUCAUCCUUUGAGGCUCUUGUGGGAUUGGGAUCACAUCACGCUGGGAAACUGACUGCAGAUACACCGGCGCAACCUUUCGGUCUCCCAGUCACUCCCCGAGAAGACGCUGCGAAUCGGCCAGUCCAGCCACCGCAUCCUGCCCUACCACCUAACGAGCUCCGGGGCUCUGCCCCUUCCCCUUCAGCUGCUCUCGACACCGCCUCGCUCUCCACGUCCCCGGAAGACCCACCGCGAACUGUCUCGGAGGAAGAGUUGCUCACGAAGCAAACAGAUCUGGAUGAAUUUGGUGCACAUGAUGCAGGUCAGGCCGGGAUCGAGCUGCAGCCUGUGGAACAGGAAUCAGUGCGUUGGCAGCAGCAAAAGGAACAUUUCCCAAUCCCAUCGCAUAGCAUGAUACUCUUGCCAACAGGCGAGCCAAAGGCGCUGCCCCAGGUGCAGUUCCACUUUGUGGCGGAGACAUCUACAAGGAGGCGGGACCGGAUACAGAAGCAGACUGUCAUCCGUGAAGCUUUCAAGCAUGCUUGGUUCGGCUACAAGAAUUACUCACUACCGCACGAUGAGCUCAAGCCCCUCUCCAAGGACGUGGGCGAUCCGUUCAAUGGGUGGGGAGCCACUCUGGUGGACUCGCUCGAUUCUCUGUGGAUCAUGGGGCUUUACGACGAAUUUGCAGAUGCUGUGGAGGAAGUGAGCAAAAUCGAUUUCAGGACCUCGACGCGCAAGGACAUUCCUCUCUUUGAGACGGUGAUUCGUUAUCUCGGUGGACUCAUCGCAGCAUACGACCUGAGCUCUGGGAAGUACCCUGUCUUGCUGGACAAGGCCGUCGAUCUGGCGGAUAUCCUGAUGGGCGCUUUCGACACCCCGAAUCGCAUGCCCGCUGUCUUCUACAAGUGGGCUCCUUUCUACGCGUCGCAACCACAUCGGGCCAGUCCGCACUCUGUUCUGGCCGAGAUUGGCUCCCUUUCGGUGGAAUUCACUCGCUUAGCACAGAUUACGAAGGAACCGAAAUACUACGAUGCAGUCGCACGCGUCACCAACGCUCUCGAGGACUGGCAGAUGAAGACAUCUUUUCCAGGUCUUUGGCCGCUGAAGCUGGAUGCAUCUGGCUGCAAAAAGCCUGAAAAGACCGAUCGGGCCGGGCUCGUCUCCGACUCAGUAAUUGAUGCGGACGAUGUGUUAUUGCCGGAGUCCGUUGCUUCUGAAGUGUUGGUCCGGGCAAGUGACGACUCGCCUUCGGAAAAACGCCCUGCGACGGAGUUCCGGCGUUCGCCGGAAGAGCACGACGUGAGCCGGUUAAACAGGCGACAGCAGCUAUCCUCUUCGCCGCCGCGGGAACAACCUCUGCAGAAAAACACAGGGGAGACCGGGAAGAAGCUUGUAGGCAAACCGCAUUGGACCGAAGACGAUUUUGACGACGUCGACUGUGAGCCGCAAGGACUAAGCACCGAGCCGCAGUCGAAGACCCAUACAUAUGGCAUCGGCUCGAUGGCUGAUUCGACAUAUGAGUACUUUCCGAAAGAAUAUGCACUUCUCGGCGGGCUUAAUUCUCAGUACAAGUCCAUGUACCUUAAUUCGCUGAAGGUGGUCCGGGAAGAACUGCUGUUUCGGCCUAUGACGAAGCAGAACCAUGACAUACUCUUUUUGGCAAAGCAGAACAUCUUACCCGGGCAGAAGGAUCCGACGAAGAGAACAGAGACCUUCUACGAGGGUACGCAUCUCGGUUGCUAUGCCGGCGGCAUGUUCGCGCUUGGCUCCAGGUUGUUCAAUUUGCCGUCUGACAUGGCUAUCGCGGAAAAGCUUACUGACGGAUGCGUUUGGGCGUAUGGGUCUACGCCUGCAGGCGUCAUGCCAGAGGAAUUUGAGCUUGUGCCUUGCGAUAGUCUCACUUCCUGUCAUUGGAAUGAAACCAAAUGGCAUGAAGCGCUAGACCCACGGCGUGAUGACAGAAUGCAAGCGGCGCAGGCCUACAAUGGGAUCCAGCAGAGGCUAUACAAGGAGGUUCUGGGGGACGAUCUUGAUGUGAUUGACGAAGAAGAGCAGCCUGUCCCCUAUUCUGUCCUGACGGGCCGCCGUCUAAAGAGGCGAGACAGCCUCACGGAUGUGGACGAAGACUCAGCAACACACUCACGCGUUAGGGAUGAAAGCGACAUUAGCAUGAGCAGUCUGAAGCCCAGCCCGUUCGUGCCCAUGGCCCCUUUGUCACACGAAAAGUAUGUAGCGGCCAAGAUUCAAGAACAGCGAAUACCACCUGGGUAUACCAAGAUCCAGUCGCGAGACUACCGCCUCCGCCCUGAAGCCAUCGAGUCGGUGUUCAUCAUGUAUCGACUUACCGGCGACGAGACGUGGCGAGACAAAGGCUGGGCCAUGUUCGGAGCAGUCGACAGGGCCACCAAGACGGAGAUUGCCAAUGCAGGCAUCAAGGACGUGACCAGCCUCCUCCAAGAGCAGCAAGACACAAUGGAGUCUUUCUGGCUCGCCGAGACGUUGAAGUAUUAUUAUCUGCUUUUUAGCGAGCCCGACUUGAUCAGUUUGGAUGAUUACGUUUUGUAA